UAUAUUACUUGAUAGUACCCUCUUCCUCUACAAGCAAUCUCCUCAAUUAUCUCAUCUUCAUCUUUCAUAUAGUUUCCAAAGUUAGUAUUAUAAUUCAACCCCAAAAGAGCAAGAGAAAAUGUCACACCAUCAUGAAUCAUCAACUAUCAACAUCCAGGAGCCAAUAAAGUCAGAGGCAAGAGGCAAGUUUGGGGCCAUGAAAGUUGUUAAAGCUAUGGGAUCAUCAGGAGGUGGAGCCUUAAAAAGAGGGCUCGCCAUUUUCGACUUCAUCCUGAGACUUGCUGCUUUAGCUGCUGCUCUUGGUGCUACUAUUGCCAUGGGAACCAGCGACCAAACCCUCAAUUUCUUCACCCAAUUUUUCCAGUUUCGUGCUAGAUAUGAUGAUCUCCCUGCUUUCUCAUUUUUUGUGGCUGCAAAUGCAGUGGCAAGUGGAUACCUAGUCCUUUCCUUGCCAUUCUCUAUAGUCAGCAUAGUGAGGCCACAGGCUUCAGGGGUGAGGAUGCUACUCAUAAUCUUCGACACGAUAGCAGUAGCACUUAUAUCAGCAGGUGCAGGAGCAGCAGCAGCUAUAGUGUACUUGGCACACAAGGGAAACAACAAGAUCAACUGGGCGGCUAUUUGUCAACAGUUUGGCAGUUUCUGCGAGCGUGUUAGUGGAGCUGUUGUUGCGUCCUUCAUUGCAGCUUUCAUCUUCAUUCUCCUCGUUUUCAUCUCUGCUGCCUCCCUUAAGAAAAACUAAUUGUUUCUCAAGCCUUGAAUAUAUUCAUCUUUUUAUGACAAAUCAAAUGUAUUUUUCUUAUUAUGUUUAAUUUGUACCUUCUUUUUCUUCUUUUUAAAUUUAAUUAUGAAAUGGAUUUGAAUUUGCAUCAA
Messenger RNA from Spinacia oleracea (spinach), 870 nucleotides. Its product is annotated as casparian strip membrane protein 2. NCBI's taxonomy places the organism in Eukaryota, Viridiplantae, Streptophyta, Magnoliopsida, Caryophyllales, Amaranthaceae. The record is from RefSeq and is a predicted model, not a curated record. The transcript has 3 exons. The coding region runs from base 119 to 739 and encodes 206 amino acids.